Nicotiana tabacum (common tobacco) is the source of this 1958-nucleotide messenger RNA. RefSeq names its product carotenoid cleavage dioxygenase 8 homolog B, chloroplastic. NCBI's taxonomy places the organism in Eukaryota, Viridiplantae, Streptophyta, Magnoliopsida, Solanales, Solanaceae. Gene Ontology annotation, biological process: carotene catabolic process. The record is from RefSeq and is a predicted model, not a curated record. Gene Ontology annotation, cellular component: chloroplast. Gene Ontology annotation, molecular function: carotenoid dioxygenase activity.
UCACCACUUUCAUUGCUCUCUUUUUUUGUUCUACAAUAUAAUUAACGUAGUAGAUCAUACAGAGUGCUCUAAUAUUAUUCUUCACAUAUCCAUGGCUUCUUUUGCUUCUUCGGCAACCAAAAUCUAUUGUACCAAUAUCCUUUCUCAUGACAGGUUUGAUCAUGGCAAAGAUGAACCUUAUUUUGGGAAGGUGAAAAUCAAUGAAAAAACCAAGAAAAAUCUAGACUUGAAAUUGGUUACAAACGUAGCCAGCCAAUUGCCUGUGAUUGUUCUACCACCAGAUGAAGUGGUCAAGAAGGAGAAGAAGCUCGCUGCAUGGACUAGUGUUCGCCAAGAAAGAUGGGAAGGAGAGCUCGUCGUAGAAGGCGACUUACCACUCUGGCUGAAUGGUACGUACCUGAGAAAUGGCCCAGGACAAUGGCACAUAGGGAACUACAAUUUCCGGCAUCUUUUCGACGGCUACGCCACCUUAGUCCGUCUUCAUUUCGAAAACGGACGGCUAAUAAUGGGUCACAGGCAAAUCGAAUCAGACGCAUACAAGGCAGCAAAACACAACAACAAAAUUUGUUACAGGGAAUUUUCCGAAGUACCUAAGCCAGACAAUUUCUUGUCCUACAUUGGUGACAUGGCCAAAUUACUCUCCGGCGCGUCUCUAACCGAUAACGCCAACACCGGAGUCGUUAAGCUUGGCGACGGCCGAGUCGUUUGCCUAACGGAGACAAUAAAAGGAUCAAUCGAAAUUGAUCCGGACACACUUGACACAAUAGGGAAAUUCGAGUUUAGUGAUUCGUUAGGCGGGUUGAUACAUUCGGCUCAUCCAAUUGUAACGGACACUGAAUUUUGGACGUUGAUACCAGAUUUGAUAAAUCCAGGAUAUUUAGUAGUGAGAAUGGAAGAAGGAACAAAUGAGAGGAAGUAUAUAGGUAGAGUGAGUUGUAGAGGUGGACCUGCUCCAGGAUGGGUCCAUUCGUUCCCAGUGACGGAACAUUACAUUAUUGUGCCGGAAAUGCCACUAAGGUAUUGUGCCCAAAAUUUAUUAAAGGCUGAGCCCACACCACUUUACAAGUUUGAGUGGCACCCUCAUUCCAAAGGUUUCAUGCAUGUUAUGUGUAAAGCCAGUGGCAAUAUUGUGGCAAGUGUGGAAGUGCCAUUAUUUGUGACAUUCCAUUUCAUAAAUGCAUACGAGGAGAAAGAUGAAGAUGGCAGAGUUACUGCUGUUAUUGCAGACUGCUGUGAACAUAGCGCCGACACCACCAUCCUUGACAAGCUCCGGCUUGAGAAUCUUCGGUCAUUCAACGGCGAGGACGUCUUGCCCGAUGCAAGGGUUGGGAGAUUCAGAAUACCAUUGGAUGGGAGUCCACAUGGAGAGUUAGAAGCAGCAUUGGACCCAAAUGAACAUGGGAGAGGCAUGGAUAUGUGCAGCUUUAAUCCUUGUUAUUUAGGCAAGAAAUAUAGAUAUGCUUAUGCUUGUGGUGCUAAGAGGCCUUGUAAUUUCCCCAACACUCUUACAAAGAUUGACUUGUUUGAGAAAAAGGCAAAGAAUUGGUACGAUGAGGGAGCUGUGCCUUCUGAACCAUUCUUUGUGGCUCGACCUGGUGCAACCGAGGAAGACGACGGAGUUGUGAUCUCAAUGAUCAGUGACAAAAAUGGAGAAGGAUAUGCUCUAAUAUUGGAUGGAUCCACAUUUGAAGAAAUUGCACGAGCAAAGUUUCCUUAUGGUCUUCCCUAUGGACUGCAUGGUUGCUGGGUUGCAAAGAAAUAGAACCACCCUCCACAUCCUAGACUGAUAGCCAAAUAUACCUUACAAGUCAUAUAAUUAAGAUAUUACAUUUUCCAGCUCUUGAAUAGCUAAUGUAGUACUUUGUGCAUAUUAAUGAUAUACAUGAGUACUAUGAUUGCAUAUAUAUUAUCUGCAAUGAUCAUUUAUCAGUAAUACACAUAUGAACCUUUGAUUAAGA